AUGAAAAGAAACGAGAACAAUGAAAAUAAAGCAGGAAUGGAUUUAGUGGAAAGAAACGAAGCUAAUAAAGAGAAGCGUUGUGUCUGCGACUUAUUGAAACUUAAUUUAUUUGGAUUUUGUUUUGGUAUAUCGAAUGCUUCAGGUUGUGGAACAAAAAGUGAGACUUGGGAAAGUCAAGAAAAGGUACUAAAAGAAGUCAAACGAUGUUUUCGUAAACAAUUGUUCAAGGAAGAAGAAAUCAAAAAUAAUCCCAAUUCCGAGGCUGUAUCGAGUGUGCAGAUUGACAAGUCAGAGACGGAUGAGAUAUUUCGUUGGUUUUUUUUUUGGGCUUUAAAUCAUGUUUUGAGUUUUGUUUAA
Molecule: messenger RNA, 357 nt
Organism: Clunio marinus
Lineage: Eukaryota; Metazoa; Arthropoda; Insecta; Diptera; Chironomidae
Source: the annotation of a GenBank genome assembly